CCGAUUUCUUUCAUCACAUCACAACCAGCUGCUCAGUGUUGAAUCUGUCGUGAUAUAUUCAUCAUUAAAUCGUGUUUAGUCGAGCAACUGCGUUAUCGCGUGAUUGCAAAGUAACACCGACCCUUUAACAAAAUGGGUUCAUUUAAAAUUGUGUUGAUCCUUGCGGUCCUAAUGGCCGUGGCUUACGCCAUGGAAAGUGCCGAUCCCGUUGCUCACGAAUUAGCCGUCGCUGAAGAGACCAGCGAUUUGGGGUCGAUCCUUUCGCCGGAUUUGGCGACGGAUGAGAAGAAAUACAAAGUUUAUUACAAGCGAAAGUACAAAUACAAGAAGAAGGGUGGACAUCGAAGCUACGGAGGAAGCAGAGGAUACGGAAGAGGAGGUGGAUAUGGGGGGCGAGGAGGUGGCGGAGGAGGCGGAGGUGGUGGCGGCGGAUCGAGCGAAGAAUCCGGCCGUUAAUUGAUUGACUUCCGCACAAAUCUUCCAGAUCGAAUUUCAUAUUUUUCAACUCGAAUUUAUUUAUUUGCAAUGUGUAUUCUCUUUGAAUGAACUCGGUAAAAAACAAAUGGGGUCAAUAAACAUUUUGAAUUUAUUGUCUAGUGUAUUAUAAUUUAGCAAUAAAAUUAAUCGUGAUUUGCGCA
Messenger RNA from Daphnia pulex (common water flea), 638 nucleotides. Its product is annotated as glycine-rich cell wall structural protein-like. The coding region runs from base 133 to 456 and encodes 107 amino acids. The record is from RefSeq and is a predicted model, not a curated record. Lineage: Eukaryota; Metazoa; Arthropoda; Branchiopoda; Diplostraca; Daphniidae. The transcript has 3 exons.